AUGGUGCAAGCAAGACCUCUUCUUCCAUCACACCUCUUUCUUCUUUCUCUUCUUGUUUUUCUCCUCACAGUUUUUGAUAAUGGAGUUCAAUGCUCUCAAGGGAAGAAAGUCCUUAUCAUGCAGAAAUUUCAGUGGAACCAGGAGAGUAGUAUUUCAACUUGUCUCUCCCAAAAAUCAAGAUGGGAGAAUGGAGCAAACAUAUUGGAAAUGAAGCACAAAGAUUCCUGCUCAGGAAAGAUCUUAGACUGGAACGAGAAGCUUCAAAAACACUUGAUCAUGGAUAACUUUCAGCUUCGAUCACUUCAAUCUAGAAUGAAAAACAUCACUUCUGGCCGAAAUAUUGAUGAUUCAGUGGAUACUCAAAUCCCAUUAACUUCUGGGAUAAGACUUCAGACACUAAACUACAUAGUUACAGUGGAAUUAGGUGGUCGAAAAAUGUCAGUGAUUGUGGACACUGGAAGUGAGUUGAGUUGGGUUCAAUGUCAACCUUGCAAAAGAUGUUAUAAUCAACAAGACCCUGUUUUCAACCCUUCAGCAUCUCCUUCAUUCCAUACAGUUUUAUGUAAUUCAUCAACUUGUCAGUCCCUGCAAUUUGCAACUGGGAAUUCAGGAGUUUGUGGGAGUAACACUCCGAAUUGUAACUAUGUUGUUAACUAUGGUGAUGGGUCCUACACACGAGGUGAGCUAGCUAUGGAACAUCUUAAUUUAGGAAACAGUACUACUGUCAACAACUUCAUAUUUGGCUGUGGUAGGAACAAUCAAGGUUUAUUUGGUGGAGCUUCAGGCCUUGUGGGAUUGGGAAGGAGUGAUCUCUCUUUGAUUUCUCAAACUUCACCCCUGUUUGGAGGAGUUUUCUCCUAUUGUUUGCCUAUAACAGAAGCUGAGGCUUCAGGUUCUCUAGUCAUGGGUGGAAAUUCCUCAGUUUACAAAAACACAACUCCAAUUUCAUACACUAGAAUGAUUCCCAAUCCACUACUGCCCUUCUAUUUUCUCAAUCUAACUAGCAUUACUGUUGGUGGGGUGGCAUUACAAGCGCCAAGUUUUGGUAAAGGCGGAAUUAUGAUUGAUUCUGGGACAGUUAUUACAAGGCUUCCUCCUUCAAUUUACCAGGCACUAAAGGGUGAGUUUGUGAAACAAUUUUCAGGUUUUCCUACUGCACCAGCUUUUCUCAUUUUGGAUACUUGCUUCAACCUUAGUGGAUAUCAAGAGGUUGAGAUUCCAAACAUAAAAAUGCACUUUGAGGGAAAUGCUGAGCUCAAUGUGGAUGUAACUGGGGUUUUCUAUUUUGUUAAGACUGAUGCAUCUCAGGUCUGCUUGGCUAUUGCAAGUCUCUCGUAUGAAAACGAAGUUGCUAUAAUUGGGAAUCAACAACAGAAAAACCAGAGGGUUAUAUACGAUACCAAGAGGUCUAUGAUGGGAUUUGCUGGAGAAGCUUGUAGUUUCGAUUAG
Molecule: messenger RNA, 1449 nt
Organism: Dovyalis caffra
Lineage: Eukaryota; Viridiplantae; Streptophyta; Magnoliopsida; Malpighiales; Salicaceae
Source: the annotation of a GenBank genome assembly